GCCAAUGACCAGAGCCAACUACUCAUCCAAUUUGUCUCUAGCUUUCAAUCCGACGGGGUCAUGAUUUUCGAUGCGCUUUGUUGUCCGUGGACGUUGUAAGAGAUAUCGAUACGCGAUCUCUCAAGAGGUGAAUAAACCGGACCAUUGUUGAAUGGUUGGUUUUUGAAACGAUGAAUAGGCUGACUAUUGUUAUCUCGACGGAUCUCGGUAAACAACAGAUGGAUGGCUUCUUCAUGUGACUUUGACCCAUGAUCAUUUCCAGCAUGAAAAUCGGUUAUGCUUUGUUUUAUACUGUGUACAUCUUUGUUGUUAUCCUAUCAGCAUGCGAAAUAAAAGAUACCAAAACUAUUUCAAGCAAGAUGGCCGUAUUUAUACUUGUAGUAUCUGUCAUUCUCAGUUACUACGGCACGACGAUAUUGUCUCACGGGCCUUUCAGGGACGGCACGGCCCAGCGUAUUUGGUGGAUCAUGUCAUCAACAUUUACAUAGGCGCCAAGGAAGAGCGUAUGCUGAUGACUGGAAUGCAUACCGUGGCCGACAUCUAUUGUUCCAUAUGCGAAAUGAAAUUGGGCUGGAAAUAUCUUCACGCCUUUGAAGAAUCCCAAAAGUAUAAAGAAGGCAGAUGCAUCGUUGAGAAGGCGAGAAUCAGCAAAGAAGUCGUCUUCGAUUUCUGAAGUAAAAUAGGAAACGAUGGCAACCGUGUCACGUUGCGCCGCUUCUAUUUUCCGCCCCACUGAUCGGUUAUUGCAACUCCUCAUCUUUUUCCUACUUGCUAUUUUAUUCGCCAAUCCUUUAUCGCGAAAACUACAGUUAGAAUAAAAU
Molecule: messenger RNA, 821 nt
Organism: Radiomyces spectabilis
Lineage: Eukaryota; Fungi; Mucoromycota; Mucoromycetes; Mucorales; Radiomycetaceae
Exons: 2
Coding region: 323-673 (116 amino acids)
Source: RefSeq, a predicted model, not a curated record